Eremothecium cymbalariae DBVPG#7215 is the source of this 1164-nucleotide messenger RNA. It is a transcript of the gene PEX32, whose product is annotated as Pex32p. Gene Ontology annotation, biological process: peroxisome organization. Lineage: Eukaryota; Fungi; Ascomycota; Saccharomycetes; Saccharomycetales; Saccharomycetaceae. The record is from RefSeq and is a predicted model, not a curated record. Bases 1 to 1164 code for a protein of 387 amino acids. Gene Ontology annotation, cellular component: peroxisomal membrane. The transcript has a single exon.
AUGAAUAGGAUACGUAAAUACCAUGCUAAGUUUGUUCAGAGUCAUGGGCAGAAGCCUUCACUAACAUUCACAACUUCUCCGCUUAUCUCUAAGGCGCUAUACCAAUUUUACCCCGUAUUAAUCAUUUUUGAUUCUACUUUGAAUAACAUUAUGUGGAUGCAAGAAGAUACCUGUAUGGGAUUCAUUUAUUUGACUUUGAUAUGCUUUAGUGCUCAUAUGCUUAAGCCAAGUGUUGACCGUUCGCAGUUGUUUUAUAGUUGGAUGUCGUUUCUAAGCCUUGGAUUUCUAGGAUUAUCUGUCAUAUACUACAUUCACAGUACUCUCAGCGAUAUGCAAGAAGAUGAGGCGCCUACCGUUGAUGAUAUUAUUAUCGUUCUCGAGUCAGUUUUGGAUAAAUUGGAUAGGAUUAGAAUUGAGGUAGUCGGGUGCGGGUUACGGAAGAGGCUGGUCAGCACUACAUGGGCGACACUGAAGCUGAUUGUAAUGUUGACACCAAUUCACUGGAUUUGUAUGCAAUUCUUCUCGCCAAUGGAGUGCUUUAUGUGGUUUCUUGCUUUAUUGUUCACUUACCACUCGACUUGGUUCCAAUGUACUCUCAGGCUGUGUUGGAGAAGCUUGCCUGUCAGAAAUGCCUAUUAUAAAAUUUGGAGGAUGGAGUUUGGUCGUAGAUACAAGGGUAACAUGCCAUUAACUUAUAGAGUUAUCAGUAAUGAAGAAGUUGUGCCUUUCCCAAAGUCUCUUAGAGGAUUAACGGGAGCGCCAUUACAACUACAACUGCAGAACCUAUUGUUAUCGGAAUCCAGCGCUGAUAAAGAUUCCGGCUCUGGCGAUUGUAGCGAUGAGUACGUUAAGGUAAAGAUAGUUGAAUUCUGUAUCGAUGAAAAUGAGAGAAAAUGGCCAAAGGAAGGCUGGUCCCACCAUCUUUUGCCAUAUGAGCGCCAAAGAUAUUCCAUGUCGUUCGACCCCUUAUGUCGGAGUUCGCAAUCCCCUUGGAGAUUUCAAGAGGAUAUAUCAAGAGACUGGUGGUGGAUAGACGAUACGUGGGUACAUUCCGCAUGGCAAUAUUGUGAUUCCGAAUGGAACUAUCUAGGCGGGAAAGACUCUAUUGGUUGCUAUACCAGAUGUAGAAUGUGGAAACGUAAGGCCUUUAGAAUAAAAGAUUAA